Molecule: messenger RNA, 3802 nt
Organism: Anopheles merus
Lineage: Eukaryota; Metazoa; Arthropoda; Insecta; Diptera; Culicidae
Exons: 4
Coding region: 1407-2948 (513 amino acids)
Source: RefSeq, a predicted model, not a curated record
GUCAGUUUAUGCACAGCCUUUGCGGAGUGUGCCGACACACCAGGCAGCCAGCAGUAGUAGAGAGAGUACAGUGAGUACGCGCGGAGUGUGAUUAACGUUGUGGUGGGAUCCGCUAGCCAUCCAAAAAAAGAGGUGGGACAACCGAUUGAUCGUGUUUGCGUGCCCCGCACCACCAGAGCUUCCCGGGAGGGACAACCCAACACAAACACUCCAGCAUCCAUAUCCCAAACGCCCCUUAGGCCGGUUGGGGUUUGUUGCGCAAGAUCUAGCCCGGGCUUUUGCCCGCACUCCCCGGCACGCCACCGGCUCGUUAACGCUCCGUGCCUGCUCCGCCAGCUUGGAAACUGCAUCCAAAAGUGGUGGUUGCGUUGUGUGCAGUUUUUGAAGUUCAGUUUUAUCACACACCGAGGUGUACCGGCAGAAGUAAGACCCCGUGCCACGAGAGACUCACACAGUGUGCAGUGUGUGCUCCCCAAAUCGUUUGUUGGCGUGCUUUGCGUGUGCAGGUCCUUGCAGAAUAGCGCGACGGCAGGAAGUGCGCGGUUCGUUGCGCAAUCCCGACGCGACACAGACACUUUCAAGGACCCCGCAUCGGGUGUGUGAUGUAAUAGCCUGCCCAGCCAAGAACUCACCGACUUUCUUUAACCUUCCUUUCGCGGUUGGCCGUUUUAUCCCUCACUCAUACCCUCCUUUCACACACGCAUGAUUCAUUGGCCCGACCGCAGCACGAGACGAGUCGUGCGGUUUUCGGUGAAGCUGAACUGACUGGGUAAAUGUCAAUCAAUUCCGCAUGUGUGUGUGUAACCCAUUUCCCGCAUCGCAAAGUAUUGGCAGCGUGCUUGCAGUUAAAUAACCUCGUGCGCUUGCGUACGUUUUGAGUGAGCUGGGAAGAAAUUUAAACUUAAACUCACGGGCUGCGCAAAACCAUACGCGCGUGCAGCAGUGCCAACGGUUGGCAAAUGCGGUGCGGUGCCGCGGUAUUGCAAGCAACGUUCGUGUUGGUGAAAAAUGCAUAAAAACACACAGUGACAUCGAAUCGAGAGAGAGAGAUAGAGAGAGAGAAUAUGCCAAAGUGUGUGAAAGUGUGUAUUGCACAGUAGGCAGAGGGGAAAAGAAGUGCAAAACCCAAGCAAACAUUGCAGCCUGUCAUAAGUCGAAAUAAUCGAGUGUGCAUUGAAAAGGCUGCCAGAAGGCUCCAACUGAAGUGAUCCAAAACAAACGAUCAAGGAAGAAGCUUCUUCUGCUGCUGCUGCUGGUGAUAAACUUUAUGCUUUGCGUGAUUUCGACGGAAGAUAGAUAACACACAAAGAAAGUUACAACGCGGUGUAUACUAGUGUUUUUGUGUGUGCGUGCGUGUCUGAAAAAAGGUUCAAUUUAGACGAACAGCAACCACCCAUCAACACACGAUGAGCUUUAACACCUUCAUGCAGAUGACCAACAGUUGGGAGGCUGCUCGGGCUUCACUAGGCUCCCUCUCUGGUAGCAGUAGUUCGGGCAAUUCCAACAUUACGCUGCGGCACGAGCCGCAUCACCACACGAAACAGAACCAAUCGACGAUGGCCAAGUACAAUGCACCCUCGGGGCCCGUAUCGCUCUCCGCCUUGAUAGAGGCAGCCGCUCCACCACCACCGACAUCGGUACCGCUAGAAGUGGCCAACAACGAGCCGUACGAUUACUUCGACACCACCGUCAAUGCCAAUGCCAUCGCGGAACGGACCAACAGCUUGCGGCGGUUGCGAAGGGCCGGCUAUGCUAAUCGUAGCUUCAUGUACCACGGGGAAUAUCCCCCGAUCGCCGGAAUGGUAGACGACGGAUACGAUGACGAUACGGGUGGUGGUGGUGGCGGUGGACGUCUUCCAUACUACGUUGAGCCGACGUACCGUUCGCUCGAGUACGAUCGCCGGCAGCGGCGCCGGCACAGCGUGCAUCAGCUGGCCAACUUUAACCCUUCGUCGAAGCUGGACGAUCUGAGGCAGCGGUUCGACGAGUACAGCUCAUCGGCCGCGGUGCCGAGGGGAGCGUACUACGGCUACUACACGCUCGAUCGCCACAAGAGCCGACAGCCUCGACCAAUGGGACCGGUAAAUCCACCACCGCCACUGGCACCGGCCAUCGCGUACGGGAAGGCGUUCUCCUUUGGGCAGAGCGCGGCCCGGUACAGCGGGAGCCGAUCGCUCGACCGCGUGCUGGUCGAGGAGGAACGGGCGGACAAGCGCAAGGGACCGAAGCGCGGUUCCCGCUCGUCGCAGGGUUCCACCGAUAGUAAUAAUAGUACACAUAGUGCAUCAUCCGGGUCGCUACUGCUGACGGUAGCAAACCUUGAGAACUUUGCCAAAAUACAUCGUAAAACAACUGCCGGCGGUGGCGGCGGCUCCAAGCUGGACGGUGCCGGCAGCAGCCGAACACUCGAACGAUACCUCUCCUCGACGCUCGAUCUGGUACCGCACCCGCAUCCCGGGACGCUUGGGCGGCGAUCGCGCUACAACAGCAACAUCCUGCUGCACCAUCAAGAGGACGACGACGUUGACGUUCAUCAUCAUCCGGCCGACCAUGCGGCGAUCGACUAUCGCAAGGAUGGGCAUGCGAUCGUACCGAUCGAUGAGAUUUCCAUCGACGAGGGCGAAACAGGUGGUGGAAGCGAACGGCAGCUACAGCUUGCCACUGUCGGGGGAGCGGGCGGUGGCGGCGGUGGGCCCAGUCUCGUGUCGCCGUUCCGUUCGCUGAAGGGCGGCAAGGUGGACCCGGACUCGGUGUCCGUUGCCAGCUCGACGCACUUCACGAUGGUGAACGGGAUCGGUGGACCGCAGCGCGUGAUCAAGACCGGGAUCUGCUCGAGCGGGGGCCACCAGAUCACGGUACUGAUCAUCACGAUGAGCAUCAUCUUCAUGAUCGGUAUCUGUUCGGCUGUUUUCCUGCUCGAAAUGCGUGCCAGGGAAAUGCCAAAAUAACGACUUUCGUUUCAUCAUCAUCAUUCGUUCGCACCACCAGAAGAUACGAGAGAGAGUGAGAGAGAACCGCAGGAAGGAGUUUACGAUUUACAUUCGAAGUAGAUUUAGCAAUCAAAAACUGAUAGAUUAAGCGCUAUCGCCCUGCAACAACGCGUUGCCAUAUGGAGUUAAUAAGAGUUAUAGUUAUAGCGUAUACACAUAGGAAGAGACUUUUAGCUACUUUUUGCUAUCCCCAAGCCCUACUUUUAGACCGAUCUAUGUGUGACUUACACAGUCAUGUUAGCAAGCGACGGACUACUUCCCGAUAGAAGCAUACUUUUCACACAACUGUUAUGCGUAGAGAACGACUUUUUUCACACUUUUCCUACUGCUAGGUCGAUAAGAGACAUAACAAUGUAGCGUUUUUUUAUAUAUCGUGCAUGAUUUCAUGGUGAGGAACGGUAUUAAAUCACAAUCAACUAGAGAUCGGCGAACGUCCACGAGAAUUGUUGCGAUACUCUAGCGUUGUGUUAGACUCGCUUAGGGCAUAGUAAUUGUAACGAUAAAAAUGAGUUAGCAUGCGCUCUACAACAUGCCAAAAUGCCAAAAGCCUCUCAAGCAGCAGAACAUGUUUUUCCUCUCUACAAGCACUACGAUCAACUUUUACCAUUUUUAAAGCGUCCUCCUCCAACGUAUCUGCCUAAAACUAUCCAGUUUCGUGUUUCACUGAUUCAGUUCUGUGAUAUUUAUUAAAUUAUUUAACUUAUGUUGAGAGGAUAAAGAAAUGAUUAAGGAAAAAAACAUGAAGUUCGCAGUGUUUUGACGUCGCUGGCCCGUACCAGUUGAAAUAUAAAGAAAGAUUGAAUAUAUAAAAU